GCACUGACGAAACAGAGGCGUCGGCGGCGCAGCCCGUUCUUCACGAGGGGUCCGAAAGGAGCGGCCCUGGCAGGCGAGCGUAACACACCGCGCGUACAGAAAGAACGGUCGUCACGAUUCUUGGUGCGGCGGCGGCGGCUGCGUUUCCGGCUAUCAGGAGUGACCUCCUCCCGCAGCGGCGCCAUUCUUCCCUCGCAGCGCACGUCGCCGACGUCGACCCGCGCCUCGCCAGCAGGCUGGCUCGUUCGCUCGCCUGCGACGGCGAAAGCGCUCGUGCAGUCGUGAGCCAGGAGGUAUCGCGCACAAUGACGCCGCCGCCGCCGCCGCUGCAGCUUGGCCGCUGGUAACGCGAACGGUGCUCUGGCUCCGUCAGUCGCGUCCAGCGGGACCACGCUUGGACGGCUCGCGCAUGCGCCGAAGAAUAUUCAGCGCGGCUUGGAUAUGAUCCUUACGGCGACGGGUGAGUGCGGUAUUACAAAAGACGCCGAUCUCGAUGACUGUGCUGGAGCGGCCUCGCCUGCCUUCGAGAGGCCCGCGUUUCAAAGGCAGACGUCCGAGGUCAUCUCUGCCAUCGAUGAACCAACGGAGAACAUCAAUCUUAGCUGGAAUGCACCUGAGUUCUACAAGAGGUUGAAGCGCUUUCGGCGGACUCAACUUGAAUAUGACACUUGGAACCCGAACCGCUGGGCCAGCUGUCCCGAGGUGGUCAACCCGUCGCCCCAGACACUGAUCACGCCGAAUCCCGGCGUGCGCUUCUAUGUCGGCACGAGCCCUUCGGGCCAGAGCAUCAGCGAUGAGGAUGAGGAGCAACGACACAAGACGUACCUCUACUACCUGCUCAGCACUACACGGAGCGCGAGCUCAGAAAUCCGCUUCCUGGACCUCUUCCAGGAGGCACAGGACAAUAUCCGCGCCCUUCCUCGGCAAGAGAGCAACUCGACGUUAGACGUGAUACUCUCCUCUCGGCAACAGCUGUCCUGCUCCCCUUCACAUUCCUCUGCCGCCGGCCAGCGAGCCUCUUGGUCCUCUGGCGGCGGUGACGAGUGCUUCAACCGGAAGCGGUUGGUGCUUUACGCCCAAGAAGAGACCGGGGCCGGUGAGGUGUUGCCUCUUGGUCACCAACACCACGCCUACUCUCAGCCCGUCAGUCACGAAGGAUCGCGCGUGAGCGUGGCCACUAUCAGCGCGUCUGUAAGCGAGAAGGUGACGCUGCCGAGGAGGCUGUGCAAAGAUGCUCGCGACAUCCGCAACGGCGGCGUGUGGUGCCGCGCGUACGACAAUCCGUGCUUCGUCGCAACGGGAAGCCCAAAGUCUUCGUUCCAGAACAAGGCUUCUGCAACUGUUCGCACCUGUGUUAGCAAUGGCGAAACCCGCGUGGUGGCGCAACAGCCGUCACCCGUGCCGCCUUCCGAUGCGCUGUUUCAACCGGACCAGAAGUGCAGUGUGUUCGACGCGCGAAGAUUGAACGCCAUUCUCCGUUACGUGUUCUGCUGCGACUGCUGCGUGUGGGAUGCGGGCCGCGCGCGUCGCCCGACGGAAUCCUAGGGGUGGCCGCGUCAGCGUGAGCUACGUACUCUAGGUAGGGCUUGUGAUAUGAUAAUGCCGCGAGUUUUAAAUGUACGAACUGCCUCGCCAUUAGGCUGAAUGUGGAGUGAACGAUAGUUUGCACCACAUCGUUCGCCUUUUAUUAGACGUAUAAAUCGGACAGAUCUUGUCAACACGUCAGCCAAGGACUUUUCCAAAGAAGGUUUGUAUAGUGAGAAAGUUUUUAGCGGUUAUUUCGAAUGUUUAGUAUUGACAUAAAACAAGACACCAAGUGCCUUUUA
Messenger RNA from Dermacentor albipictus, 1826 nucleotides. RefSeq lists its product as uncharacterized. The record is from RefSeq and is a predicted model, not a curated record. NCBI's taxonomy places the organism in Eukaryota, Metazoa, Arthropoda, Arachnida, Ixodida, Ixodidae.